Hemicordylus capensis (graceful crag lizard) is the source of this 1329-nucleotide messenger RNA. It is a transcript of the gene SUCLG1, whose product is annotated as succinate-CoA ligase GDP/ADP-forming subunit alpha. Gene Ontology annotation, biological process: tricarboxylic acid cycle. Gene Ontology annotation, cellular component: mitochondrion; succinate-CoA ligase complex (ADP-forming). Gene Ontology annotation, molecular function: succinate-CoA ligase (ADP-forming) activity; succinate-CoA ligase (GDP-forming) activity. The record is from RefSeq and is a predicted model, not a curated record. The transcript has 9 exons. NCBI's taxonomy places the organism in Eukaryota, Metazoa, Chordata, Lepidosauria, Squamata, Cordylidae. The coding region runs from base 98 to 1102 and encodes 334 amino acids.
CGAUUGACCGGAAGGGGCGUGGCUUGUGCCUCUGUCAAGGCCCCCUUGUCAUUGGUAGCUGGACCGACACCGAGGCCGCCGGGAAGGGACGGCGACGAUGUCUUGCUGCGGGAGCGGCGCGGUUGCCGCUCGGGGCCUCGGCCGCCUUCUGGUGCUCGUGCAGAAAAAUGGAGUACGGCAUUGUUCCUAUUUAGCCACACGGAAAAAUCUUUAUAUCACUAAAGAUACAAAAGUCAUUUGUCAGGGUUUUACCGGCAAACAGGGUACCUUUCAUAGUCAACAGGCUUUGGAAUAUGGCACCAACCUAGUAGGUGGAAUUUCGCCCGGCAAAGGAGGCAAAACCCAUUUAGGGCUUCCAGUCUUUAACUCGGUGGAGGAGGCUAAGAGGAAAACGGGCGCUUCUGCCUCCGCGGUAUACGUGCCGCCUCCGUUUGCCGCUGCUGCAAUCAAUGAAGCCAUUGAUGCAGAAAUCUCCCUAGUUGUGUGCAUCACAGAAGGUAUUCCCCAGCAGGACAUGGUGCGGGUCAAACACAGAUUGCUACGUCAGAACAAGACUCGGCUUGUUGGCCCAAACUGUCCAGGAGUUAUCAACCCUGGAGAAUGUAAAAUUGGCAUCAUGCCCGGCCACAUUCACAAGAAGGGAAGAAUUGGUAUUGUAUCAAGAUCUGGCACGCUGACGUACGAAGCUGUUCAUCAGACAACUCAAGUUGGACUGGGACAAUCUUUCUGUGUUGGAAUUGGAGGAGACCCAUUCAAUGGGACAAACUUCAUUGACUGUCUGGAGGUCUUCCUGAACGAUUCAAACACGGAUGGCAUCAUCCUGAUAGGUGAGAUCGGUGGGAAUGCUGAAGAAGAUGCCGCCGAGUACCUUAAAAAAAACAAUUCUGGUCCGGACGCCAAGCCAGUUGUCUCAUUUAUAGCUGGAGUCACUGCUCCGCCUGGCCGGAGGAUGGGCCACGCAGGGGCAAUCAUUGCUGGCGGGAAAGGAGGCGCUAAAGAGAAAAUCGCUGCCCUUCAGAACGCCGGGAUCAUUGUCAGUAUGUCUCCUGCUCAGCUGGGCUCUACUAUGUACAAGGAAUUUGAGAAGAGGAAAAUGCUGUGAGAGAAGGAUCUGUGGAAAGCUGUCACUCCAGAGAUAUCGACACAGCCUUUCGCCUCCUUCCUGUACUGGUCACCCGCUAAUUUUUCUUUGCCUGCAUUCAGCUGACAUCAGUUUUACCAAUUCAGCUUUAAGGCCACAGUGUCACAUUUCAGUGGCUCCUUUGUUCAGACAUGAUUGUACAUCAUAGUAAAUGAAUAAAUCUACCACUAAACUUGAUUUAUUUGAAA